This is a messenger RNA of Myotis myotis, 1703 nucleotides long. RefSeq names its product zinc finger protein 773-like. Lineage: Eukaryota; Metazoa; Chordata; Mammalia; Chiroptera; Vespertilionidae. Gene Ontology annotation, molecular function: RNA polymerase II cis-regulatory region sequence-specific DNA binding; DNA-binding transcription factor activity. Gene Ontology annotation, biological process: regulation of transcription by RNA polymerase II. The coding region runs from base 125 to 1519 and encodes 464 amino acids. The record is from RefSeq and is a predicted model, not a curated record. The transcript has 4 exons.
GGGGGCGGGGCGAGGCUGAGGCUGAGGCUGCCGCCCCGGGGGACCCCCGUUCCGCGCGGGGGACCGGGGCGACCAGGUUCUUCACUCCCGCCCCGUCCCGGUCCCGGUCGGCGCACAGAGUCCGAUGGCGGCGGCCGCGCUGAGGCGCCGGGCGGAGGGCCGUGUGACCCUCGAGGACGUGGCUGUCCGCUUCUCCCGGGAGGAGUGGCGGCUCCUGGAUGAGGCUCAGCGGCGUCUGUGCCGCGACGUGAUGCUGAAGAACGUGGUACUGAUGGCCUCCCUGGGCCUUGCAUCUGAUGGCACCCAUGAGCUCCCCCAGUUGGCGCAGUGGGGGGAGCCCUUUCUGCGUGCCGGUGGCCUCAGGACUGCGGCCAGACCAGCAGGCUGUGGGCACGGAGCAGAGGCUGAGGAGAGUGUUCCUGCAGGAAGAGUGCCCAGAGUGGACCGUCGCCAACACCAGAAGCUGUGCUGUGGAGAGAAGCCCUUAGGGAGAGAAGAGAGGGCGCGAGGCCAGAAGGACUUUCCAGCCAGCACUGGUCUCAGACAGCAGGGGACGCACAGUACAGGGGCGCCACGCGGGGCCGCCCAGCAUCACCCCCAAAGAAGGCAAUACAAGUGCAGCGAGUGUGGGAAAUCCUGUGGUCAGAAAUACUUACUGCUGGAGCACCGGAGGCUGCACACCGGGGAAAAGCCGUACCAGUGCAGCGAGUGUGGGCGGUCAUUUAGCCAUAAGUCCAAUCUUUUCGUGCACCAAAUAGUUCACACGGGUGAAAGGCCUUACGGCUGUAGUGAAUGCAGAAAAUCCUUCAGCCGCAAGGCCGACCUCGUUCAACACCGGAGAGUUCACACUGGAGAGAAGCCCUUCACGUGCAGUGAGUGUGGGAAAGCCUUCCGGCAUCACUCCACGCUCAUCCAGCACCACAGGGUCCACACUGGGGUGAGGCCUUUUGAGUGCAGCGAAUGUGGGAAAUCCUUUAGCUUCAGCUCGGCCCUCAUGAAACACCAGAGGGUUCACACUGGAGAAAGGCCUUAUGAGUGCACUGAAUGUGGGAAAUUCUAUAGCCACAAGGCCAGCCUCAUUACUCACUGGCAAGUUCACACUGGAGAAAGGCCUUAUGAGUGCGGGGACUGUGGGAAGUUUUUUAGCCAAAGCUGUAGCCUCAUGCAGCACCGCAAAGUUCACACUGGAGAAAAGCCUUUUCAGUGCAAGGACUGUGGCCGACUCUUCAGUGAGAAUUCGAGCCUGGUCAAGCACCAGAGGGUGCACACCAGAGCCAGGCCUUACGAGUGCAGGGACUGUGGGAAAAGCUUUCACUACAGCUCCAGCCUGGUUAAACAUCCGGAGAGACGCCAUAGGAGUGCGGUGAUUGUGGGAAAUCCUUUCCCCAGCGUUUCAGCCUCAUUCAGCACCAGAAAGUCCACAGAGGAGACGGGUCUUGAAUGUAGCUCAUGUGGACAAGCCUUUAACCAAAAGUCUGUCUGGUCCGAAGGGAAGCUCCACACCCAGAAAGGCCUGUGAACACAGUGACCAUGCAGAGAGGUUCAGCCAAAGCUUCGCUAACCUCGUUCAACACCGGACGUUCAGACGGAGAAAGGUCUUAGGAGUCAGGGCACGUGCUGUCCCUGGUCACCCCAACCCAGUGUUCCCACCGGGGGCACACGCCCCACAUGGGGGGCAGUUUGAUUUUUAAGGAGGGCAACGA